Drosophila pseudoobscura is the source of this 2171-nucleotide messenger RNA. RefSeq lists its product as uncharacterized. NCBI's taxonomy places the organism in Eukaryota, Metazoa, Arthropoda, Insecta, Diptera, Drosophilidae. Bases 45 to 2093 code for a protein of 682 amino acids. The transcript has 3 exons. The record is from RefSeq and is a predicted model, not a curated record.
GGUACAAUAGUCAGUCGGCUUUCGAGAUUCUUGCUCUGCGCAACAUGGGCUCCGGGUUCCGUCCAAUAUAUAAAUGGAUCGUAUUCUGUUGUUUCUUUGCGAUUUGUCUACUGUUUUUGCCACAGCAAAAGAGCGAUGGUCCGUCACCGAAAUUUAGAGCACUUCAACCAGUGACAACAAUCCUAGACGACUCCGAAGACGCGAAUGAUUCAAAUGGCUUUCAAAGCGAUGGGACCGAUGGGACCGAUGUGAGCUAUGUAACUGCAUUGCCGUUGUACUUUGUGGAGAGCUCAAAAUGCAAGAUUCCGUAUGUGGACCCCUUUGGGGCGGACGCAAUGGCCAUUUACAAGCCUAUGGUGUACGAGCCCUGCUCUAACGACACCGCCCUGGUGACCCCGAUCUACGAUGUGAUCAGACGGCGCUAUGUGCUGCACAUCAAUGAGACUCUUGCCUCCCUGCUGCUCAAAUCGAGCGAGAUUGAGUACAAUUGCUAUUACCAGGAGAUAAAAGGUAGUUCGUCUGACGGCUACGACAGCGUGGAUCGCAAGUACUACUCCCAGGACUAUGUGGUGCCGGUGCAUGUUCAGGGCUUGAUAUUGGGCUGCCAUCGGAUAGACAAUACGUCGCACAUCCUGCAGAGCGAUGCCUACACGCUCGUCCAGUACAAGGCCCCGCCGCCAGGUCUCUUCCUAGAGCCAUCGAAGCGGAAGCCGUCCGUCAUCAUGUUCGGCAUCGACAGUCUAUCGAGAAUCAAUCUGAGGCGCACCAUGCCCAAAGUAUACAACUUUCUCACGCGCAGUGGAUGGUACGAGCUUCAGGGAUACAACAAGAUAGGCGACAACACGUUUCCCAAUCUGAUGGCUCUUCUGGCCGGCUAUAGUCCCGAGUCGGCCAGGGAAAAUGUCUGUGACUGGGAAACCCAAGGCUGUCUGGACCAGAUCCCCUUCAUCUGGAAAUAUUUCAGGAACGCCAGCUACCUGACGGCGUUUGCCGAGGACGAGUCUGGGAUGAACACCUUCAACUAUUUCAAGCCUGGCUUCAAGGAGCAGCCAACGGACUACUACGUCAGGCCUCUCCAGAAGGCAGUCGAGUCGGAUUUGGACACAUGGAAGUGUGCCGAGUGCUCGAUGAGAUAUUGCAUUGGUCGCCGGGAAACGAGCAGUUAUGCCUACGAUCUGUGCAAGGAGUUCGCCAGGCGGUACGUGGAUGAGCGACCCAUUUGGGGCCUGUUCUGGUCGAACAGUUUCAGCCAUGACAGCUACCGAAUGCCAUCGAAAAUGGAGGACUACGUCCUGCAGUACAUGCUGGACUUUGAGGCUGAUGGCGUGUUCGAGCAGAGCAUUGUGAUAUUUCUCUCCGAUCACGGUACACGCUGGGGGGAUUUAAUGUACUUGGAAAGUGGCUUUCUGGAGUCGCGACUUCCCUCAAUGUUCAUCUACCUGCCGCCCUGGUUCCGCGCCCAUUACCCCGAAUAUGCCCAGGCCCUGGAACUGAAUCAGCAUCGGUUGACCUCCAACUAUGAUCUGCACAACACUCUGAAGCACAUCAUAGAGAUAGGCGGAGAUAGAGAUACCGAUGGCCGGAAACCGGAGCUGCCCAAGUCCCACGAUUGCCCCAAAUGUCACUCGGUGUUCUAUCCCAUGGACGAGCAUCGGUCAUGCGAAGAUGCUGGCAUACCGGAGCACUAUUGCACCUGUCUGCCCUACAAGAGGCUUUCCGGCGACUGGCCCCUACGCAUCGCUCCUCGGGUCAUUGACCGCAUCAACGAAUACCUCAGCGGCAGGAAUCUCAGUGCAAUUUGUGCCAAUUUAUCACUGUCUUAUGUACACGAAACCGAAAUUCUGAUCCCCCUCGAUCAGAACUUCCACGAUGAUAUGUCGGUCUCCGAGACUGCCGUAUAUCGCACUAUGUUCAAGGUAAAACAGAACAGUGCCGAUUUCCGGGCCACAGUCGUCUUCAAUAAUGUUACGGAAGCUUUGGAGGUCAAUGUUACGUCUAUAAGUCGCCUCGAUUCCUAUGAGAACGAUGCCACCUGCAUCGACGACAAAACCGACAAAUUGUACUGCAUUUGUCUGAGCAAUCUCAAAGAGUAGCCCACAUACCUUCUAGGCACAUUAUUGUUCUACAAGUGUUGUUUCCUGUCGUUAACAAAAUAAUUAACUAAUUGAAAA